This is a messenger RNA of Hyalella azteca, 753 nucleotides long. Its product is annotated as peptidyl-prolyl cis-trans isomerase. The coding region runs from base 140 to 709 and encodes 189 amino acids. Gene Ontology annotation, cellular component: intracellular membrane-bounded organelle. Gene Ontology annotation, biological process: protein folding; protein peptidyl-prolyl isomerization. The record is from RefSeq and is a predicted model, not a curated record. The transcript is spliced from 5 exons. Gene Ontology annotation, molecular function: peptidyl-prolyl cis-trans isomerase activity. Lineage: Eukaryota; Metazoa; Arthropoda; Malacostraca; Amphipoda; Hyalellidae.
GGGCCGUCGACCGUCGUAGCCACUGCCAGUUGCCAAAGUGCUGUUAUAAGGGUAGGUACUGGCCAACGGUGCUCGCGGCAACUCAGGUCUUGUGAAAAAGGGAACUUUCAUUCAUAAAGGAACGAGAACUUCAGUCGAGAUGAAGGUGAUCGCAGCGUUAUCACUUCUGAUGCUGGUGCCUCUUGUAUACGGCCAGCAGGAACAAGUGCCUACCUCUGCCGUGGAGAUGGACAUCAGCAUCGGAGGAGUAUCACAAGGCACCAUCAAGAUUGGACUCUUCGACCAAGUCGUCCCUAGGACGGCCGAGAACUUCCGCGCGCUCUGCACUGGCGAGAAAGGCUUCGGCUACGCAGGCUCCCUCUUCCACAGGAUCAUUCCGAACUUCAUGCUGCAAGGGGGCGACUUCACCAGAGGGGAUGGAACUGGUGGUAGAAGCAUUUACGGCGAGAAGUUCGCGGACGAGAACUUCAUCCUGCGACACGUGGGCCCUGGUUGGCUGUCCAUGGCUAACUCGGGACCUGACACCAACGGAUCACAGUUCUUCAUCACCACGGUCACAACGUCUUGGCUUGACGGCAAACACGUCGUCUUCGGCAAAGUUUUGAGCGGAAUGAACGUGGUGAAAACCGCUGAAGCAGUCAAAACCAACAACGCUAACAAGCCCCUUCAGGACGUCAAGAUUGAUGCCUGCCGAGAAGUUCCUAUUUAAUCUGGCGACUUGUUCUAUUUAAAUAAAAAUGGUUUCGACUGGGA